Molecule: messenger RNA, 1496 nt
Organism: Vigna radiata var. radiata (mung bean)
Lineage: Eukaryota; Viridiplantae; Streptophyta; Magnoliopsida; Fabales; Fabaceae
Product: heterogeneous nuclear ribonucleoprotein 1
Exons: 7
Coding region: 35-1162 (375 amino acids)
Biological process (GO): regulation of gene expression
Cellular component (GO): nucleoplasm
Molecular function (GO): RNA binding
Source: RefSeq, a predicted model, not a curated record
AGUGUGGAAUUUUGUGUCAGUAGUAGGGUUUUCAAUGGAGCAUUUUCCUUCUCAACAUGGCUUGCAAUUCGAAUCUGAACCUGGCGCCUACCAUGGUGAUGCGAAUGAUGAGCUCGCAAAACCCUCCCCCAAUCCUCGUGAUUCGUCUUCAGGGUUAGUUACUUCUGUAGUGGGUGGUGGUACAUGGGUUUUGUGGAGAAAGGGGUUUUGCAGCGUUAGGAAACUUUUCGUUGGGGGCAUUUCAUGGGAAACUUCUCAAGAAUCAUUUUUUAAUUACUUCAGCAAAUAUGGAGAAGUAACGGAUUCGGUAAUAAUGACAAAUAAACUUUCUGGAAGGCCACGCGGCUUUGGCUUUGUAACAUUUGCCGAUUCAGCUGUAGCAGAUGAAGUUUUGGCCCAGGAACAUACCAUUGAUGGCAGAGUGGUUGAAGUGAAGAGGACAGUCCCUAGGGAGGACAUGGAAGGAAUUGGAGUACUAAAAACAAAGAAGAUAUUUGUAGGGGGAAUACCCCAACUUUUCACUGACGAUGAGUUGAGGGGAUACUUUUCGCCUUAUGGCGAUGUUGUUGAGUGCCAAAUCAUGUUAGAUCACAAUACUGGGCGAUCUAGAGGCUUUGGAUUUGUAACUUUUGACAACGAAGAUUCAGUUGAAAAGGUAUUUUCGGCGGGAAAAAUACAUGAAAUUGGAGGCAAGCAGGUUGAGAUUAAGAGAGCUGAGCCCAAAAGAUCUGGAGUUGAUCACAGCAGUACCUCACGAAAGUCAUAUGGUGGUUUUAGCAAUGGAAUGGAUGGAUAUGGUGGGAAUAGCUCUAGAAAUCGUAAUCAUGCAAAAAGAGGUGGACAGUAUACAGAUUCUGGAAUGAACGGAGCAUAUGGCUACUUUGAGGGAAGCUUUGGCGGAAGUGCUGCCACUGUUUAUGGUGGUUAUUGUGGGUAUGGUUAUGGCUUUGGAUAUGGUGGACCGAUGUAUUGCUAUGGCGGCUAUGGACUGAAUUCUUAUGGUAAUCCUGGGGUUUAUGGUGGUGGCACUAUUUCCCAUGGAGAUGGUAAUGCAUAUGGAAGAAACGGUAGUUUCAACCGCAGCAGUGGCUAUGAUGGUGGGAAAGGGGCUGAGAAGGACGAUGGUCCUACAACCGGAAGGUACCAUCCUUACUGGAAAUGAAUUUUGGUAUCCAGAGUCUGCAGACCGUACAAUGCUCCAAAAGGUAUGGCUGCGACAGCAAUAGCACCCUCCAGGUUUGAUGCAGAUAUAAUUCAUUCAGAUGAGAAGUUGGGAAACAAAAGGUAUAUAUGUUAUUGUAUCUAAUUGAUUUUGCAAAACUUUCUUGGAGUUUCUUUGAUAAGGACUAGGCUGAUUUGUAGAAGCGUCAUAUAUGAAAGGUCCCUAGAUGCUGGUAAAAAUUAACUACCAGAAGCCAAAAUCACACACAAACACUUAGAUUUCUCGCUACAAAUAUGUUAAGAAUCAGGUUUAUUCAAAAUCAUCUCGGUGGAAA